Molecule: messenger RNA, 4481 nt
Organism: Meleagris gallopavo (turkey)
Lineage: Eukaryota; Metazoa; Chordata; Aves; Galliformes; Phasianidae
Gene: OSM
Product: oncostatin M
Biological process (GO): immune response; ciliary neurotrophic factor-mediated signaling pathway; negative regulation of neuron apoptotic process
Cellular component (GO): extracellular region
Molecular function (GO): cytokine activity; ciliary neurotrophic factor receptor binding
Source: RefSeq, a predicted model, not a curated record
GAUGCAGCACAGCAGGUGACGGCUUUGCUGCUGAUGUCACCCAGGGGAUGGGGACACGCUCGGGGCAGUCCUGUGACACAUUUGGGGCAGGAAGUCGGGCCAGACAGCUGCCACCAUCCUGACACCACCACUAUGAAUAGCAGCAGGGUCCCUCGCCCAGCAGGGACCAGCACUCAUCCGACAUCCCUGCGUGUCUCCACUGUGUACAGCUGUGAGCCCUCGGCUUCCUGCAACGUCUAUGGGCUCUUUCCUGUCCCACUCUCUGUUUUCCAGGAGUCAUGAGACAGCAGUGACGUGAGCCCCAGAGAUGAAGAAAUUGCAGUCAGCCAUUGUGGUCACACGCUCUAUUUUCAGCCCCGUUGGAUAUUGCACAUCCCUGCAAAUUGUCCCCAAAGGCAGCCAGCUGUUGGUGGCAGUGAUUGCUGAGUCCCUGUCACAGCCUGUAGGGACCCUGCGAAGUCCUGGAGUGGGGUGGUGCAGAGUGGUGGUCUGGGGUGUCCUCUGCCUGCAUGAUCUCAAUGAUUUGGCCAGGGUCCUCUACUGGUAUGGUGAGCCCUGUGGGGCUGUGGGCCUGAGGGUGGAUGGAUGGAUGGGGCGAUGGAUGGAUGUGAGAGAGGAGAGGUGGGCAGAGGGACUGAGAUUAUUAGAUGGAUGGAUGGAUGAAUGAAUGGACGAGUUGGGGGAUGUGUCAGUGAGAGGGUGGGUGGGUGGGUGGAUGGAUGGAUGGAUGGAUGGAUGGAUGGAUGGGUGGACAGGUAAAAGAAUGGAGAACCAGGUGGAUGAAUGUCUAGAGGGGUGAUGGAAUGGACAGAUGGACAGAUAGCUGGAUGGACUAAUGGACAGACGGACAGACAGGCAGGCCCUUUGACUACAUGGACAGAUAGACAAACUGCCUCCACUCUGGAGGAGUUUCUCCUGGAAAGAAGGGUGUUCUUCCUCCUCCGUCUCUCCAGAGCUGCCCUCCAACCCCUGGCCCCACAAGGCAGAGCCCAGCCUGGCCAACACCCAUGGGUGUCCUUGGGCAGGGGACACCUUGAGGAGGAUGAGAACAAGGCCGAGGAGGCAGUGCCACCCUGUGUCCAGCAGCAGGGAGUUCUGCAGGUUGGGGGCAAUGGGAGGGGAGGGAGAAAUUUGGGGAAAAGAAUACUUCAUUUUCUGGAAGUGAGUCAGUGUUGCGCUCUUCCGCUCGCAGGGAGAUGUUAUUUCAGGAGUGUCCUCCUCUUGCCUGAGCCACCCCAUGCGAAACCAACUUCUGCUGCGGGCAGCUUUCUGUACUCAGAAGCAGGGCACUGCUGGCUGUGUUUCAGGGCUGAAACCCAGGGAAGGGAAGCGAUUUGCUCCCAGCUGGCACGGAUUGGCCAUGAUCUGGGGUUGUGACAUGCAAAUUCUGCACAUUUUGGGGCCAUGUGGCAAAGGGUGGGACUGCAGUGGUGUCAUGUUUACGGUCCUCCCCAAAUCGGGAUAUGAAGAAGGAGAGCUUCAGGUUUGGGAACCACAUGGUGGCAUCACCCCACUUUGGAUGGGUUUGCUGUCACUCUUCACAAAAAUCCAAUGGAUUAUAACAAUAAUAAAUCUCAUAAAUAGCAUUAAAUUCAACAGGAUGUGUCAGCAUCCUCUCAUGCUCCACUGCAAAGCAAAAGCAGCUUGGGCUGCGGCUGUGAUGCGAUACUCACUCCAUAACCAUGACUCUACAGGACUUUGUCAGACAGAAAACAGACUUUGUACAGCAACUGGUGCUGCUGAUGAACCCUAGCUGAUUGCACUUCCUUCCCUGCAUGUGUUGCGUGUGGUGUAGCAAUGGGAACGGGUGCAUUCCUUCCUUUUAGUGCCCUACCACAGGUCGUGGCAGAUCAAACCAGAGCAGGGCCAGCCCGGUGCGGUGCACAGUACUCAUGUCCCCAUCACCAGCAUCAUGCACCCUCCUGCUCUGAGUGGUACCCUCGGAUCUGGGGUGUCCCCAUCGACCAAGGAGAGAUUGCAGACAGACAGACAGGCUGAACAUCCUGGAGCAUUGCUGAGUGCUGAGGUCUGGAGCAGUCUCUGAGUCAUCCCGCUGCGCUCUGCAUUGCCCCAGUCUGCCGUCCCCAUCCAACCUGGCACCCACUUCUUGUCUGCAGCCCUGCACUACAGCACCAUUUGGUGAAACCCCGGCACCAGGCUGCGGUCAGAGCUGUUCACACUUCCACCAGAGGUGUGAUAUGGGGCGGCAAGGUGCCAGCCCCAUAGGUGCACCCCGGGGACAGGGGCAGACUGCAGGUGCCACCUUGACCCCAGGCUCCAGAGCUGGCACCGAUGCUGCCAACAGCCUCUAUUGGCUGAAUAUUGAUUUCAGAGGCUGAUUGCAGUUUAGUGAACACGGAGCAAGAGAGAUGCAGACCCGGGUGACUUAACGAUGUGCUUCCAUAAGAAGCUCUGCACGAUGCCCCAGGCACCCGACUCACUCCGUGCUUGGGAUGGACCUAUGAGGACUCCCUCGAGGAACUGAAUCGAAGAACAAAACUAUAUACAGCUGGCAGCAUUUUCUCCCUGCAGCCUGGCAUGCCCCGCUCAUUGGUCCCUCAGUCAUCAUUUCUCUUUCUUUCUGGGUGGGUGGGUCUGCUUUCUUCGGAGGUGGCUAAUCAGUGCACUUAAAAAGGCACUGCUUCCCCAUUGCUGGCCAGUAAGGAAGUCGCUCGCCCGCCCUGCAGCACCGCUCGGCGGCACCCGGACAUGCGGCACAACACGCGGCCCCUGGGUGUGCUGGCAGCCGUGGCCAAGGGACUCCUCCUGCUCUGGGCCGUGCCUGCACACAGCACUCAGCCCCCAUCCCCGCAGCAGACCCAGGCCUUGGUGCGGCACAUGGCCGAGGAUGCACAGGAACUCUUCAAACUCUACGAGCAGGAGCAGCACCUGCCCCACAACUUGUGCCGGGCCAACAGCUUGCUGGAGUGGCUGCGGGGGACUUUGGGGCCAUGGGAGAAGGAUCUGCGGGCACUGCAUGGCACCAUGACCCGCAUGGAGCGGGAGCUGCAGGACAUUGCCCAGCACCAGAGCAACCUCCAUCCACCCGAUGCCGCCAUCCUACACCGCCUCCGCAGCGCCCACAUGAAGGUGCGCGGGCUGCUGACCCACCUGCAGGACACCAUGGAGGCCCGCGGCAUCGUCCCCUCCACCAUCCCUCCAUCCCGGGGGCCGGCACCCAGCAAGGUGUUCCAGCAGAAGCUGCAGGGUUGCCGCGUGCUCUGGAACUACUCCCGCUUCGUGGCCAAGCUCAGCGCCUGCAUGGAGCGCAUGGAGUGCACGUGGGCACGGCGCAAGGAGAGGGGCCGGCGGAGAGGCCGGAGACGGGGAUGGAGGGCAACCAGACCCUAAAGGAGACCUCCGUGCCAACACCAAGCCUGCAGGGCUGCGCUCGGAUGUAGAGCUGUGCCCGGUGCUGGCGCCGGGGUCACUGCGGGUUGGUGACAGCCCGCCCUGCCGGAUUUUCCAGUGAUUCAAUGGGUCCGGUGACACGGCCUGACUAAGGGGCCCAGCACCCACACAUGGUGCAGCACCGGCUGUGAGUGCAGCCUGUCUGCCCCCCUGCAACCCCCCCUGCCAUCUCAGGGGGUUUGGUGACCCUGGAGAUCAGAGCCCCUGAGAGCUUGGUGUCCUUCCCGUCAUCUUGGUGUCCUUCCCGUCAUCUUGGUGUCCUUUCCAUCUUGGUGUCCUUCCCAUCUUGGAGUCCCCACUCAUGUGGUGUCCCUUCGAGCUUGGGGUCCCUAUUAGUUUUGGGACCCUUCAAGCUUGGUGUCCUUGUGAGCUUUGUGUUCCCACUCCCUUGGUGUCCCUAUUAGCUUUGUGUCUCUGCAAGUCUUGGUGUCCCUUCAAGCUUGAUGUCCCCACUCAGUUGGUGACCCCACCCGCUUGACAUCCCUAUGAGCUUGGGGUCCCCGUUAGUUUUGUGUCCCUCCUACCUUGGUGUCCCUUCAAGUUUGGUGUCCCCACUCAAUUGGUGACCCCACUCACUUGACGUCCCCACUCAAUGUCCCCGCACACACAGUGUUCCCUCUCAGCACCCUCAUGAGCACACUGAGCUCACCUCUGUGUUUUCCUCCUCACCCCUCCUCACCCUCUGUCCCCAUCAUCCCCGUGCCCACCCCGUUCCCUCAUCACCUCACACUCCUAGGACGCCCCCAGGUGUUGGGCACAGCCCUGUGCUCUGGCAGUGGGCACCGACCCCCCCAUAACUUAUACGUGACAGUGGUUCCUGUAUUUAUUGAAGCCAUCAAAUUAAUUUAACGCUUCCCCAGGCUGGGGACGAAUAUUUAAGUUUACACUUUUAAUAUAUAAAUGGAUAUCUAUUUUUGUUAUUUUUUUUAUUGUAUUGUGUUAAAGUAUAAAUGUGAUGAUAUUUUAUUUAUGAAUGCAAAUAUUAUUUUGUACUGGAAGAGGGGACCAACCCUUUAUUUUUCUAUGGCAGCAGAUGGAAAUAAAGUCUUGACCUCGGCCUGUGGGCCGAU